AUUUUCCUUUGCCAAAACUUGCGCCUCUUCAGUUUUGGGGAAAACUGAAACUAGGUUUCUCGUUCUUGUUUUACUAAAGAAGACGUUGUUCUUGAAGUCUAUCUGGGUCUCAUCUUCCAUCUAUUGCCAUAGCUAAAGCUAAAGUUGUAGGUGCUGGAGCAAUACUGCGACCUGUUUCCAGUGGUAAACAGCCAAUGAUGAUGAAAAAUAUGCAUAUUUCUAAUGAUAGUGAAACUGCCGAUGUAAGCGCAAUCCUGCCUCCAGAAAAAAAGAGAAAGGGAAGAGGAAAGACAACAUGGCUUUCAACCCAAAAGAAACGUAAGGAAAAUGACAAUGGAAAGUUGAAGGUGAUUAUCCCACCAUAUCGAACAGUUGCAGUAGAUCCUGGAGCUAAAGAUUUUAUUACCGAGCUCUCAGUGAAUGUUCUCCAUAAUACUAGACAUGAUGUCAAGAAUUGGAAGGGAGUUCCUGAUCUAGCAAAGAAUAGGAUUGUUGCUUAUAUGCUGGACACCUUUCAGCUUCUGGACAUACAACACAAUCGGGAUACGAUUCUUCAAACAGCAAAAAAUUUAUAUCGAUAUCGUCGGAGUAGACAUCAUGAUCAUUUCAAGAAAUUUGCUACAAAAGAGGAGAGUCUGCAAAACAUACCAACAGAUGUUAAUGAAGUUGAAUGGAAAUUCUUGGUAGACUACUUCAGCUCUGAUGAUUUUAAGAAAAUGAGUGAAAGAAACAAAAAUAACAAGGCAAAACAAGAAGUGAAUCAUAUUUGCGGCAGAAAAAAAUUUCAAGCAGUGUCUUAUGAAGUGAGGGACACAACCACUGGAAAAGAGCCGAAUUUUCAAAAACUUUGGGAAAUAACUCACAUGAAGCCAAAUGGGCAAUGGGUUACUAAUGCUUCUGCUGAAGUGAAUGAUAAAGUGAAAGAUGUUGUUGCUGAAAAAAUUCAAGAAAUUGAAGAGGUUACCGAUGUGGAUCCUAUUAUUAAUGUUGCAUUUGUGCAAAUAAUGGGAGAAAAAUCAAAGUACAUUCUUGGUCAAUGAUCUUGAAUUAAGU
Messenger RNA from Solanum tuberosum (potato), 1053 nucleotides. RefSeq lists its product as uncharacterized. Bases 195 to 1040 code for a protein of 281 amino acids. The record is from RefSeq and is a predicted model, not a curated record. Lineage: Eukaryota; Viridiplantae; Streptophyta; Magnoliopsida; Solanales; Solanaceae. The transcript is spliced from 8 exons.